Molecule: messenger RNA, 1032 nt
Organism: Penicillium coprophilum
Lineage: Eukaryota; Fungi; Ascomycota; Eurotiomycetes; Eurotiales; Aspergillaceae
Exons: 3
Coding region: 1-1032 (343 amino acids)
Source: RefSeq, a predicted model, not a curated record
AUGGCAUACCACCGCGCCCUCCCACUCGUCAAUGACCGUCUGGGGUUAAUAGUCAUGACAUCGAUAUUCUUCUUGACAGGGAUAUUCGCAGUAGUGCUUCGCUUCUACUCCAGACGACUCACUAAAAUACCCCCGGGCCCUGAUGACUGGUUCGCACUGUCUUCUCUUUUCUUCGUCCUCGCCUUGAACGGCAUCUUCCUCUCGGGCAUAAUACAAGGCGCAAUAACCGGUCACUCUAUAGUUCUAAACAACUGGCCUCAACCCAGCGCGCUCGAAGUCCUAGUCCAGAAAUAUAAAUAUGCUUUCCAGACAACAGAAAAAAUCGCCUUUGGACUAAUCAAACUCUCCAUCUUGUUGCUUUGGAAGCGAAUGUUAAGUCCUAUCCGCUCGUUCCAGCUCUUUUGCUGGUUUAUGAUUGGGAUUGUCGCUGCCUGGAGUAUAUCGUUCUUCUUUGCAACCUUGUUUCAAUGCGGAACGAACUGGGACUGGAACUGGGCACCGAUCAAAUUCUUCUUGACCGAAUGUACUGAUACGCUAAACAUGCUGACGGUAUUCUGUGGGACGGACUUGCUGACGGAUUUUGUGAUUAUGUUUAUGCCUGUGCCGAUCAUCUGGAAGUUGCAAAUGUCGAUUAAGAAGAAGAUCGGGGUUACCAGCGUUUUUAUGGUCGGAAUAUUCACGAUCGGCGCAGGCGUUGCGAGGACAUACAUCUAUCUUGUGACAUCUUAUGACAAGGAAGAUAACCCUGAUUUCAUUGCCGAUUUUACACUUUUUAUUCUGUGGUCAGAGAUCGAGGUCAAUGUGGCUAUGAUUGUUUGCUGUAUGCCAGUCUUUGGGCCUGUCCUUGGACAAUGCCGCGAUACUCUAUAUCGUCGUUUUGGUCGGUCAAAGGAUGGCGAGUUUGGCCUCCUUGGACAUUCUACAUCGGCAUCAACGAAUGACGGGAAAACACCUCUCACAAAUUUCAGUGCGAGUGGAUCCUAUGCACAUCGUGACCAAGGGUCUUACGAAGCAAAACCGGAGGGCCCGUGA